AUGCCCUCUAGUAAGUUUAGUACUUAUCAUUCCAUCGAAGAAUCCAAGUAUUGUUAUUGCAAACCAAUCAUACUGUAUUCAUCCUGCCACAAUCGCGAGGGGAGAAGCACAGCCCAUCCGAAAAGAGCUCCCUACUGCCCCAGACAGAGUCCCCAUCCCUCUCCUCAUCUCCGCCGCUCCUACCCAUUCACCAUCUGCCCUCCGCCAUCCUACCUCCGCCAUCCUAAAUGGUUACUUCGCCUUACUCCACAACCUAAGAGAGUCUCCACAUCCACCCCCCCCCCCAAAAUCAAUAAACACCUCUCAACCCCCUCAUCCCAACACCAUCCCUGCCCCAACCACCCACCACAUCGCCCUCCCCACCCAACUCCCCCAACACAGAGAGCCCCACACACUCACAUCCACAAAAUCCCCCACAUAACCCAAACCAUCCCAGUAGAAAACAAGAGCACAACCAUAAUCCCAUUCGUUUUAUUCAUCACCCCCCAGAUCAUCCAUGCCCUGCCCUGA
Messenger RNA from Encephalitozoon cuniculi GB-M1, 510 nucleotides. RefSeq lists its product as uncharacterized. The record is from RefSeq and is marked provisional. Lineage: Eukaryota; Fungi; Microsporidia; Unikaryonidae. The transcript has a single exon. Bases 1 to 510 code for a protein of 169 amino acids.